This is a messenger RNA of Archocentrus centrarchus (flier cichlid), 2375 nucleotides long. It is a transcript of the gene myadml2, whose product is annotated as myeloid associated differentiation marker like 2. The transcript has a single exon. The record is from RefSeq and is a predicted model, not a curated record. Gene Ontology annotation, cellular component: membrane. Lineage: Eukaryota; Metazoa; Chordata; Actinopteri; Cichliformes; Cichlidae. The coding region runs from base 846 to 1757 and encodes 303 amino acids.
CUGCGUACACACUCACAGACACCAGUGGAGCAGCGUGUGCUUGCGUGAAUAAGAAAGAGUGGGAGACCAAGUCUGAGAGGCAGAAGACAAAGAGCAAGCGGCAGAUCCGAUGGUUUGACUGAUUUUGAUGGGAAGAAAAGAGAAGAAAUUAUAAGGACCAAGUUCACGAGGAAUUGAAGUUGACUGACAGGAACACAAAUUUGUCCACCUGUUUGGCACUGAGGGCUAUUGUUAGAGGAUUGAUCUUUGGAUAUCAAUUUUAAAGGAGAGCUCAUCGGAGAAGGCAUUACUUCACUUUUUUCUUUUGAUAAACCGGACAACAUAGUGAGUGAAGACAGCAAGCAAGGGAAAACUGAGAUGUCAAAGGACAGACACUGCAGUUUUGAGUAAGACCAUCAUCGUACUGUUAUAUUGAUAUUCCACGGAAAACAUUUUGAAAACAGUAAAAAUCAACUGACACUUCUGUUAUAUUAUUUACAGAAAUUAGACAGAAUAUGCAUAGUUUGUAAACUUGUGCAACCGAGAAGAAACAAAUCAAUCAGUCAAAACCUAUCAAAUUAUUCUUAAGGUUAACUGAAAAUCCUUUAUUUUAAGCUGCUGAACAAACUUCUAUAUAACAAUGUACACAUGUAACCUGAUCUUAAGCACACUACUGUAAUUACAAAGCAAGGUCAGGAAAGAAGUUACAGACAUUUGUAAUUAAGGACCAUCUAUAAAAGGAAACCAAGAAGAGGGUGAGGUCUGCGCGAAAAAGAAAGAGCAGGCCGCAAGGACACCAAGACAGGCAACGGGACAUUAAGAUUCUCACCAAGAAAAACAGCUGCUUCAGAGGGACAACGGGCACCAUGGAUUCUCACGGAGGACAUUACCUCAACAAAGAAGCUGUGCUGUCACCUUUAGGAGUAACCCGAAUGUUCCAGCUACUGUUUGGCUGCACCAUAAUGGCCCUUGUGUCACACAGUGCAGGCUACAGUGCCAAUUACGGAACCUUCUGCAUGUUUGUGUGGUGCUUCUGUUUUGCUGUCACACUGGUAGUUUUCACCUUGGACAUUACACGGCUCCACACAUGUAUGCCAAUUUCCUGGGAUAACUUCACCGUGGCCUUUGCCAUGCUGGCAACACUCAUGUACAUCACCGCCUCUGUGGUCUACCCUGUUUACUUCCUGCAGACUGAGUGUCCUGGUGAGGUCUGUGAAAUCCAAAUAUACCGCAUUGCUGUGACAGUCUGCUCUGCAGUCUGCUGCUUCCCCUACGCGACUGAGGUGUUCUUAACACGAGCCAAGCCAGGAGCUGUGGUUGGAUACAUGGCCACUGUGUCUGGUCUGCUGAAGGUGGUUCAGGCUUUUGUGGCCUGCAUCAUUUUUGGGGCCCUGGCUAAUGACAGUGAGUACAACCAAUACAUUGCAACCCAGUACUGCGUGGUGGUGUACAGCCUGUGCUUCUCUGUCACUGUGAUAGUGGUCAUACUGACGGUUUCUGGUAAGACCUCUGCCCUGCGGCUCCCAUUUGAUCGGUUUGUGGUCAUCUACACCUUCUUUGCUGUGAUCCUCUACCUCAGCACUGCACUCAUCUGGCCCAUCUUCAGCUUUGACAAGAAGUAUGGGAACACUACUCGUCCUGAGGACUGCCCACGGGGAGAAUGUCCAUGGGACAGUAAGCUGGUUGUGGCAGUGUUCACUAAUGUCAAUCUAGUGUUAUAUUUUGUAGACCUUGUUUACUCCCAGAGGAUUCGUUUUAUCUCCAGCUCUGCUGUCUGAAAAACUCCCCCACCACCCUUUAGCCUCGUAUCCAAAUAAAUAAAGUUUGCAACCACAUCCAGUUUGCUCUCCAUACCCAGGUCUAUGUGAAGGAUUCACUGCCUUGAAUCCAUCAUUUCACAGUGUUAUAUAGCCAGUCUAUAACACUUUUUCUUGUCAGUAUUUAUCUAGUUUUUAUGUUGCAGUAUUCAUCUAGUCUUGGGCUUCUGUGCUGGACAGUUCUGCUGUGACCUACCGUAGGGAACAUGCACCAUGGAGAGGUGUACCGAUGAGCUGAUCUCAGCAACUCUGUCCUCAGAAGACCAGGAAACACGUCUGUCUCUGUAACAAAGGCAUCUCUCUUAUCUGGCACAAACCUAAAGAAGUGUCAGACCAGUGUUACAUCAUUCAACCUUUCAAUGACUUAGCAAUGUAUUUAAUGGUAUUCAUGUAACAAAAAACAGGGUGGAAAUACAUUUCCUAGAUAUGUGUAGUAUUUGUAAGGUCAACAGUUUGCACUGAACAUAGCCACUUUACUGUAUUUUUUUUUUUUCGAAUUUAGGUUCGUAUGUAAAUGUAACCUGAGGAAUCAUUUUUAAAGGCAACUGUUUGACAACAGUAUUAAAUUUGUUAUUUUGU